Molecule: messenger RNA, 334 nt
Organism: Melanotaenia boesemani (Boeseman's rainbowfish)
Lineage: Eukaryota; Metazoa; Chordata; Actinopteri; Atheriniformes; Melanotaeniidae
Product: MIEF1 upstream open reading frame protein-like
Exons: 2
Coding region: 122-334 (70 amino acids)
Source: RefSeq, a predicted model, not a curated record
UGUAACUGUCGUAUCUGACCCCCGGUUUGAGUCGAGACCUUACUCCCUUUGAAGACAAUUAUCUGUGGAAUAAUUCCUGAAACGUGCCAGGGUUGCGCCCCCUUUCCAUGUGUGAUCCCUAAUGGGCAGCUGGUCUCGCAGUGCGGUGCUGGAGCUGUACAGGGCGCUGCUCCGAGCAGGGCGUCACCUUCAGUAUACUGACAGAAACUACUAUCGUCGGGCUGUGGCUCGCGAGUUUCGCCGCUGCCAGGCCCUGACUGUACCUGAGGAUAAGGAGGAGGCACUGAGGAGGGGCCAGUUCUUCCUCAGCAGCAGACUGGGUGGACUUAUGUAG